Ambispora leptoticha is the source of this 1623-nucleotide messenger RNA. The record is from the annotation of a GenBank genome assembly. NCBI's taxonomy places the organism in Eukaryota, Fungi, Glomeromycota, Glomeromycetes, Archaeosporales, Ambisporaceae.
ACAAUCCUCCGGAUAUUGGUAUAGGUAUGACUUUCACAUCUGUGAAUGAUUCAGCGUAUAGGGUUGGUGGAUAUAGUGGAUAUGUGGACAAUAAGAGUCUUGGCAGUGCUACUAAUCUUUUAUGGCAAUUGCUACUAAAUGGACCCACUUUAAUUUAUCAUUCUGCUUGUUAUAUGUCAGAUUACAAUAUAAUCGUAUAUUUUGGUGGACAAAGCGGUGCUCAAGGUCCCGUGAAUGGAGUGUAUAUAUUUGAUCUGAUUUCACAAAAUUGGAAUCUUAAUCCAAACGUCGCAAAUAGCCCGACACCACGUAAAGGUCAUUCUGCCGUUUGCCUGGGAAGUACAAUGAUAAUGUAUGGUGGUGGUGUUUCCGCUCCUUCUGAUGAUUCAGUUUGGCAGUUAAAGGCAAAUUCACCAUCAGAUUUCACUUGGUCAACAGUAAAAACCACAAAUAAAGUCAUUGGCGCUAGAAUGGGUCACAGUGCAGUACUCUAUAAUAAUACUAUGAUCAUAUUCGGAGGCAUUGCCAUUGGCCAAAACGAUCCAAAUGUUCACAUGCUAGAUCUCAAUACCUUGAACUGGACAAAUGACAGCAAGACAAAUUUCGUAGUUGCUAUAGUGGCUGGAAUAAUUGGUGGAUUGUUGUUCAUUUUGGUGGGUAUUGCCGCGGUGAUCAUUAUAUAUAGACGUUGUUUCAGCGAUAAAAGUGGAAAAUUCGAGAGUGCAAUUGCUAGGCGUCGUCGUAGAACGCGCGAUGUGAGUUAUUAUUCAACCGAUGAUCCUAAUAUCGAUAUAAUGACUGGUCGUACUAGUGGAGAUGCAAGACGCGAGGCGCCAAUUCCCGAUUUACAUACUCCGACCGAUGUACUUAUUCCGACUCCUGCAACUGCCAGAGUGGCAAACAAAGACAUAAUAUUAAACGCUCCCACACUUUUCAAUAACAAUGACAAAUCCCGUUUAUCUUCAGGUGACAAUGGCACUGGUAUCGGUACCAGUACUCGAUUAUCACAAUAUAGUAGCAAGAAUAUUCCUGAAGAAGAGGAGGCUGAAGUUUGGACAUUUGCAUCGUCAUUAGGAUUCGAUCAACAAACUGCUCGAACACCACCAAUACGAUAUAUGUCGUCUAAUCGUGGGCACAUGGGUUCCGAAGUGCCUCUCGCAUUACCUGUUCCCCCACCAGACGUCACAGCUCCUCGAGUCCCACCUGUCUCCGUUCCCGUAUCACCAACAUUACCAUCCGGAUACGCUAGUUCCAGCGGAAUGAUGAAUAGUAAUCCGGCAACUGGAAGACCUAGCACAUUACCUCAACCUCAGGUUCCUGGGAAUCCCGCUGAUGCACUUAGUCCAUUAGAUCGAAUAGCACGUUUAUUUUCUGGUGGUGAUGUGACGGGUUCAAUAGUAAGAAGUGAAAAGGAAGGGAAUCAUUACCAUUCAUCUGUUAAUCAAUCGCAUCAAUAUAAUCAACUUCCGCCACAGCCUCCUUCACAUUCACAAUUUCCUAGUUCGUCCGAAGAUAACCCAACAAUAACACAUCAAACUGGAAGUGCGCAGGAAGGACGUACUACCGAUACUACUACAACUAAUACGACGACAACGUUAGAGGCAGGAGGAGGCAAUAAUGACG